Pseudonaja textilis is the source of this 641-nucleotide messenger RNA. RefSeq names its product cytochrome c oxidase subunit 6A2 (gene COX6A2). Gene Ontology annotation, cellular component: mitochondrial inner membrane; respiratory chain complex IV. Lineage: Eukaryota; Metazoa; Chordata; Lepidosauria; Squamata; Elapidae. The record is from RefSeq and is a predicted model, not a curated record. Gene Ontology annotation, molecular function: enzyme regulator activity. Gene Ontology annotation, biological process: mitochondrial electron transport, cytochrome c to oxygen.
AGAUGAACACAACUGUCAGGUCCAAGGAGGAGGGAGCAGUGUGAGUGAAAGAGCAAUUGGACAGGAAGGCCUUGACCCAGCAAAGACAGUGACCAGCCACAGGGAAGGAUUCAAGGUCUCCAUUAGAGACAUCAACUGCCAGACAAAAGUCCUUGGAGCUCUGUGUUUCCAGGAUGAUUCCCAGAUGGAGAACUGCUCAACUGGUGGGUCAGACAAGGAAUUUUGCUACAGCAGCAGCUGGCCAUGAAGAAGGAUCUAGUGCUAGGUUAUGGAAGAUUUUGAGCUUUGUGGUGGCACUUCCUGCAGUAGGCAUCUGCUGGCUGAAUGUGCAGCUGAUAAAGAGAGAUCACCCCCAUGAACGUCCUGAGUUCAUUGCAUAUCCCCACCUGAGGAUUCGGACAAAGGCUUAUCCAUGGGGCGAUGGAAAUCACACUUUCUUUCACAAUCCCCACACCAACGCUCUACCCACUGGCUACGAAGAUGUGGGCAGCCAUCACUGAGAGCCCCUUAACCUUCUUCUUCUUACUGGCUUCCUCUCUCUUAGUGAGAAGAAAGAGUUACAGCUGUUCAACACAUCUUUGAGACAGGUGUCUAUCUCUGGAGUCAAUAAAGCGCAUUUCACUGAACAUAUUGCCUUCCUU